Messenger RNA from Caenorhabditis auriculariae, 12416 nucleotides. NCBI's taxonomy places the organism in Eukaryota, Metazoa, Nematoda, Chromadorea, Rhabditida, Rhabditidae. The record is from the annotation of a GenBank genome assembly.
AUGAGGAGGGUGAAGGCGCAAGAAGCAGUUGGUCGGGUGCGGUGGAAGAGGGAGGGCCGAUAUGAGGCGGACGGACGGAUCGAGGCGUGUGUGGAGAAGGCGGAGGCCGGCAGUAGAUGGACGACGAGGCCGGCGAGCGGACUCCGGCCCUGGGAGGCUCCCGCGGGCCUUCCGUCCGGGCUCACUCGUCUUCGCCACGGCGGGUGCCGCUCUUCGAGAGGGCCUCGGCCCGUUGGUGGAACCCGCAGUUCCGAUCGGCCUCCUUAGAGGCCCAGUACUGGAAGUGCAGCUUCAGCCAGCUCCGCGACCGUUUCCGGUCCGGCCUCAUCUACAUCGCCGUCGUCUGCUUCGCCUGGGCCGUCUAUCUGGCUAUUUUCGACCGGGCCGGAUUCCAGCAUUGGGUCUGUUGUCUGGAGUCUUGUCGUGAUGUCAAUUCCAAGCCAAAUAUCUUGUUUUCAUCUUUAUUUUUCGAGAAAAUAGGAUAAUAAGUUCAAAUUAGGAGUCGGAAAGCCAUAAGAAAGACUAAAUUUCGAAAUUCAGCUGCUUGUGAGUGUAUUUUAAAAACAUUUUUGAGUUUUUUAAAGCUAUAUAACUUUCUAUAACCUUUUUCUUCGAGAAAAUAGAAAGAUUUACCCAAAAUAUGCAUUGAAAAUCCAUUAAAGACCAUAUUUCGAAAUGAACCAGCUUUUGAGAUUCUUCUUUCAAAACUAUUGUGCUUUUCGAAGCAAAUUACCAUGAAAAGAAGCUCGAAAACCCAUCAAAUAGUUUAAAAUACCCUUUUCUCUAUAGCUUGUACAUUUUGUAUGGAUUUUUUUUUUUGUUUGUUCAAAGCGAAUUAACAUUUUUCAAUCAUUUUUUGUUGAAAAUUAGUAUGAGAAUUUCAAGCUUUGAAAAAAAAACCCCAUUGAAAUGAUUGUUCUUCAAAUCUUUCAACUUUUAAGCCUGAUAUUGAAAAAACUUCAAUGUUAUAGGCCAUUCCGCGCUAGCUUGUCACGUUUUUCUCCCCGCCAAAAGUCCAGGGCAAAUUUAACCGACUUUCGCUUCAAGACCUUCUUUUCUUGCCGUUUUAAAAGCAGAAAUUUGAUCUAAUUUGAUAUACGGUAUUUUUGGCGGGAAGAAAAACGUGACAAGCUGGCGCGGUAUAGGCUAUAUUGAGUCGAAAAAAUGAAAAAAUUUCAUAACUAGUCAAAAAAAAACCAGGAAGAUUAAAUGUUAUGUCUCUUGUUUAUUAUUAAUUCAGACUUCCUUGAUUAAAUUUGAAUUGAAUUUUUUUUUUCUCUUUGAAUCUAUUAUUUAAUUUGUCUUCUGUGAUGAAAAAAAACCAAAACUCCAAUUCCAAGUCAAAAAAACCAUCUGAAAGAAUUUUUUCCAAUAUUUUCCCUUCUAUUAUCCUAUUUUUCAUUACUCUUUCUCUGAAAAUCAUCUUUUGUUAAUACCUAUUUCCACGGAAAACUUCUGAGACCAAAUUUUCCCGGUAAGGAAAAUUUUGACUUUUUUGGAAAUUUUUGGAAUGGAAAUUUUGACUUUUUCCUGCCUUAACAUGUCCAUGAGAUAAUAUUUUGAUGAGAACACUUUUUUUCUUGAAAUCGAACCCUUUUGUUGAUUUCCCGGUCUUUUGUUUGUUUAUUUUCUCACACCUGAACUGUCACCUUUCGAAAAAAAAAUCUUUCAAAUUGGCCCAAAUUAAAAAUUGCUGCACAAUUGAAAAAGUUCUAUACGUUUCUCGGUCCGAAAUGCCGAAAUUGCCUUUAUUUGUUCUUUUUUUUGAAACAAAAUUGGUUUUUUUCUUUGUUUUUUUUGGAAUUCCAAUGCUUCCUAAACCAUUUCGAGAAUGUUUUUCGAUUGGAAGCCUCUCUCAAAUCCAAUUUUAUUCUUUUUUCCUGCCGACUUCAUUUUAUUUUGCAAGAGUUUUCGAUCCACUGGAAAGAAGGAGCUAAUUUUUCAAAUUUUGAAGAUUUCAAUUGGGGUCAAAAUAAUCAAUAUAACAACCAAUUGUUGGGGAAAAUCCAUGCGAAACAGAGUUUGUCGUUAUAUGUGUGUUUGGGAUGAACACGAAUGGGAAUGUUUGGAAAAAUCGGCAACGGCCACAGAGGCCGUCCAACAGAUAUAUAUUUAUUUAACCGCUCCGAGGUGAGGGCGCAGAGUGAAGCAAUAGAGAAUUUAUUCGACCAAAACCACUUUUGAGAGUUUUUUUGGAAUGUGAGAAAAUAUUCACCUUGCUUAUCUGGAUUCAUAAAAAUGUCUAUUUUACGAGUUUGAAAUGACAAGCUGACCGUAACAAUUUCAAAACUUUUUCAAAAUUUCUUAGAUUUUUUUCUCGAUUAGAAACAGUUUUUUUAAAGGCAGGUUUGAAAUAAAAAGCCACCUAACCAAUAAAAAAAUCAGAAAAAUAAUAUAACGAUUUCGAAACUUCUCUCUGGGUUCUUUAAAGCUACGGAAGCCUUUCUUUUCCUUCAAUAUCGAAAAAAGGCUCAAAAGCCGUUUUCAGGUUCUUGAAGCCAACUCCGACUUAUGUCCCUUCAAAAAACCUCCUCUAAUAAAAAUCUCAGUCAAUCGAAAAUCAACCACAUUCUCGACAUUCUUUUCCUUCAUUUUGAAAGAAAAUUGAAUUUAGUUGUUGAAUGGUCCAUAAGAAAAUUUCUGCAAGGUCUUGAAAAAAGAGCCGUUUUCCGAUUUUUAGAACUAAAUUCGACUUAUGCGCCUUUAAAAACCAUGGAAGCUGUAAUGAAAUAACUCUAUUACCGUGUUAGUUAUUAAUUUUCGCGAAAUGCAAAAUUGUCUCUGAAACUUCAAGACUUAGUUAUCUUCUCACUUAAACAGGCAAAUACAUCAAAAAAAAAAGUGAGCAUCAUAAAAGAAAAUCGAAAUUCAACAGGAAAAAGUUCAAAAACAAGCCAAUUUUCAGGUGACGGCGACAUUCCUGAUCGUAGUAUGCGUGGCCAUGUUCUCGUUCACGGCUUGCGCGGCCCAAUAUCAGCGAUUCUACAUGCCGACGUCGUUUCUGUGCACAUUCCUCAUCUGCCUCGUCACUUUACUCAUCUUCUCAUCCGAAUCGCAAGUCGCCUUCAUGACGCCGGUCGCCACCCUCGCCACCAGUUUUCAGGUGUGUUUUUAUCCUCGGACAUUGGUAACGCGAAACGGACGUGCUCCGGACGUUUCUGGGCGAUUCUAGGGAUCCCUUAAGAGUUCUGAGGCUACUAAUGUGGUCACUAGAAAUGCCCCGACACGUCCGAUUCGCGUCCCGUUCGCGUUACCAAGGUCUGAGUCCUUAUAAACCUUCACCCAUCUCCUUUCUUUUGUUCUCUUCUUGUUUGUUGUUCUCAAAUAUCAAUCAAAAUAAUAAGCUCGUAAUCUCUCGCGAAGAUUAAGCCCACACAUAAUGCAAAGAGAAUCUCGUCUCUUUCAUAUGAUCUUCAAAUAAACAUAAAAAAAUUUAAAUGAUGACUUCACAAAAAAAUUAUAAGAUCAGUAAGAAAAAAAUAUAUAUUUCAAUUGAGAAAUAGUAUCAUUAUCGAGAAAUACGAAGUUCCGAUAAAUGAAUGACUUUUUAAUGAAUUUAAACAACUUUCUUGAAGAGACAAGGUAACUUAUCUUUGAAACAACGAGCUGAAAAACAAAAUAUAGCAAUAUUUAUGACACGACAAAAAAAUAUUUUUAGUUUUUCCACUUUGAACAUAAAAAAAUUGACACGCCGCUACUGUUCCGGUACAGUUUUGAAAAACUAAUAAACACAAAAUAAAAAAAUAAGAAAAAAAUAAAAAAAGAAAAAGAAAAAGAAAAAUUCAAUUUUUUUCAAAAGCUAAAAAAACCGUAAGGCGCAAAAAAAGAAGGCGGGCCCAGUCCAUGCAAACCAACGCACACAAUUAGAAAAACUUUCUAUCGCUUUUUGUCAAUUAUUUUUUUGCUUUCUUUUCACCUUUCACGUAUUUUUCUUAUGUUAAUAAUCUUGAAGAUAUCAUUAAAAAAAGGCCAGUUUUUGAAAAUAUAUGGGUUUCUCCGGAAAUAUGCUAUUUUUUUCUUCACCAUUUCUCAUAUUUUAUUAUUUUUAAAAAUUUCCCGUCGUCCGAAAUUUGUCACAGGCGAGAGAAGCUAAAAAAACAAGCUAAGAAUUUUUUUCAUAUCCUCCUUUUUUUAAUAUUUAAAUUUCACCAUACGCAGAACUAUUUAUAAGUGCUCAAUUUUUCUUCUUGAGUAGUUUUGCAGUAACUCCACCGUGAAAAACGUGACUCCAUUAUUUUUGAUGCAUGACAUUACACCGGCCAAAGGAUGUGUAAGAAAAAAAGAUACUUCGCGGCAUUUGUUGGUGUUUUCGCCUUGGUUCUUUCUUUUUUUUUUUCUCUGGGAUCUUCUCCUGCCACCCAAUAGUUUAUAGGAGAAGAUUCAAGCUCAAAAAAUGCUCGCGUCGCAAGCUUGAAGACAUCGAUUGCAAAGGAGAGAGUGGGGGAAAAGCACAAUGAGCAAAAGCCUAGAGGGCGUUCUCAACUUGGAUUGGAUGGUCCGGAGAGCAAUCUCCAUAAUUACGUGUUACUUGUGACACUGAAGCUUUCGGGAAGAUUGAAAAUGGAGAUUUUGAUGGGGUUUUCCCAAAUUUUCUUCGGUUAUUGAAUAGUUUUCCAUUAAAAAAAAUCAGAGAUAAGCAUUUUCAUAUGCUGUAAUGCCGUGCUCAAAAUGAAUCAAUAGAAUUCUAAACAACACUCAGAAAUUGAAAAAGAUAACUAAAUUCUGGAGAAUUAGAGACAAAUCUGAAUUCAACUAAAUUUACCUUGGACACCGCUUAACUCCAGUAGAGAAAAAACUACCUUUUUGAAUAUUUCCAUCUAAAAAUUGGUCAAUCUGUGAAGUCUAAUCCUUUUCUACUUGAUUUCUGUCAUAAAAGUACAAAUCCCUCCUUUUUUUUGUAGUAAUUUCAGGCUUCAGAAGGCUUCUUCUAUCAGAAAACAGAUACGAACUAAUCUCAAAAAAAGAAAAAAACUUUUCUCAGUACAUGAAACAACCAAGUCCAAAAAAAUCUGUUUGUAACAACAUACACGUGGAAAAUGGGUUUAAAAACGGAAAAAAGGGGUUUUUUACAAGUAGACUAAGCUUUCCGUUCUAUUGAGAUAAAUUGAAAAUCGAAUUUGUUUAGGAAAAUGAAAAUUGAAGGAAAACAGACUUCUAGAUCAAUUUUUUUAGCGAUUUCUUUUUCUCAUUUCGUUGAUUUUUGAAGUUUUUCUCAUUUUUUUCAUCAUUUUUUUGCUUGUAAAACAAGACAAGGAUAUCGAAAAUGGCUUCUAGUGAGCCUCCAGUGGCUCCUAUCUUAUUUAGAAUAAUGUCGUGGGCGAAAAAAAUUGAAAUUAAAGAUUUGAGUCCAUAAAAAUAACUGAAAGGAUUGAGUUUCAAAGGAAAAUGGCUGAAAAUGAUGACCUUCUGGCUUCUAUCAUAGAAUUUUUUUAGGUUGUUAAGGCUCAAAAAUAUUUUUUUUUUCUUAUGUCAAGCGUCCGUAAAUAACACAAAAAGGCUUAUUUUCCACCUCCAUAACCUUUUUUUAACGUUCCUUCAAACCUCCUUUUUUUUUUAAAUUUAUCCUUUUUCUCCAUAAAGUUUUCUUAUGAACCUUUUUCCGAUUUUUUUCCCGUAAGAACGAAGAAAAAUCAAUUUUUGAUUUUCUAUUCAAGUACCUCUCACGCCAUCGGAAAAUCCGGUGUUUCAGUUGGAAAAAAAUAGCGAAAUUUCAUUCACAGACACACGCGCAUUCAUUUUUAAUAUGCGAUUCGUUCUAAAAAUGGCCCUUUUCACAUCAAACCAAAAAGGGAACAGAAACCGAGCAAACGGCCCGUUUUUAUUGCACUUUUUCCGUGGAAAAUAUGAAACGCGGAUUGAAAGUUUAUUUCAAAAUCAUAAAGAAUAAAAGCGAAAUUUUUUAAAAUUAUAAAAUACUCGGGCAGAACGGAAAAACAAUUUAAAAUCUCUCCAAAAAAUGAUAAAAAAAAUGGUCCCAAAAUAUUUUUUUUUUGUUUUUCUUGCAUUUUUUUCACUUCCUCUAAUGAAAUUAUGCCGGAGAGCAUCUAAAAGAUCAUUAAGGCUAUGAAAAUGUAUCUCAAAAGCUUUUCUCACCAUUUUUGGAGCCUUUAGAGGGUCCUUUGCAGCUUCUUCUUACAAGGGAGGUCGUUUUUCUUUUCGGUUGGGAAUUUUCUGAAAGUUGGCCAGAACACUUCUUGAAGUAUUAGAAAAAAGACCCUGAAAGUUUAGACCUGCAAGGAUUUCUAAUAUUUGAGAAAUGAGGUCUCAAAGCCCCAAAAUUGCCCAUUUUAACAGAUUUUGAGGGUUUCUUCUGCGGCUUCAGGUGUCCUUUCUGAAAAACUAGGAAGUUUUGGAAGUUAAAAUUUUUUUUUCGGCAUUUUCGAGUAUCCUGGCCAAUUUUCAGGAAAAUCCCGACCGAAAAGUAAAAAGACCUACAUUGUGAGGGUCCUCAAAAGAAGUUUCUCGUUUCACCUUUUUACCCCUUUUUCAAUACAAAAUCGAUAUCAAAGAAUCGAAUUUCAGGUCGUCCUGCUGAUCUACACGGUGAUCCCCUUGCCAUUGUACCUAUGUAUAUUGAUCGGAGUGAUUUAUUCGAUUUUGUUCCAGAUUUUGAACAAGAACAAGGUGAGGUCAAAAAAAAAAUGAAAAAAAAUUGAUUUUUCCAGUUGGGACUGGAAGAAUCGAGCUACAUCAAGAUUUUCCUUCAUGUCGGGGUUCAUUUGCUCGGAGUUCACCUGUUCAUUUUGACCCAGGUAACUUUGAAAUUUCAGGUUUUAUUGAUUUUCUUGUACAUGAUGUCAUUUCUUCGCUUUUUUCACAGUUAUUUUUUCAAUUUUUGAAUUUUCAUCAGCUUUUCUUUUGAAAUUAUGCGUCUGUUCGACUGAAAAAUUAGAAAAACAUUUUAAGGAUUCUUCGUUUUUUAUUAUAUUAUAGCUUCCAUAAUUUUUUUAGAAAAUUCAAAGAUAUUUGAAGUUAGUUGUAGAAAAUCGCAAGUUUCCUAUUUUUUUUUCUCAAUUUUCAACUCUUUUGUGCUAAAUUUGCAUUUGGAGCAACUGAAGUCCGAAAAUUACCAAAAAAUCCGAACAUUUUCAUCUUUUUUUGUCUUUUUCGGGUCUAAUUGCUAUCAAGUUUCAGAUUUCAAAUAAUGUUAUUUUCGGCUCUGAAUGCAUAUAUUUUCUCUCAAAAUCUUCAAUUUCUUCCGCUUUUUCGUUUUUUUCGCAUUUUUUUUUUUGCAUUUUUCCGAUUUUCUUUUUUUCUUUUUUUCCUUUUUCAAUUUAUUUUUCUAUCAAGUCUUCUUUUUUUCACCUUUCUUGACUCUUCCAUACGUCCGCACUUUAUGAAAAUCAGCUCAUAUUGCAAUUUCUAGGCUUCUCACAUUUGCUAUUAUAUUAUUAUCCAAAUUAAUCCCCUCCGUCAAAAUUUUGAAGGUCAAUCCAAAAAUUGGUCUUAAUCUUGUUUUUAGCCGGAUUAUAUAGCCUAGUGGAUUAUUAUUGAGAAAAAAUUACACUGAAAUGAAUGUAGUUUGGUAAAAAAAAACCAUUCUAUGAAUUUUUAAAGGCGCAUAGGAAAAUUUUUCAUAUGGGUCCCGAGGCGAAUAGCCGUCCUUGUGUUAUUUUAAGACUUCUGCGCCUUUAAACAUAACAUAAAGGAAUUUUUCAAAGAAUUUAUUCAUUUUUUUAGAAGUUUUUUUAUUUUUUUUUCGAUUUCAACCUAUAAUUCCUCUCAAAAAUCAAUUUAGGUUCGACAACGAAAGACUUUUUUAAAAGUCGGUCAAUCUCUACUGGCUAGGAAGGAUUUGGAGCUGGAAACGCAGUUCAAAGAUCACAUGAUCCAAUCCGUCAUGCCUAAAAAGGUAGGAAAUAAUUAUUUUCAGGUGGAAAACUAACUUUUUCUGAUAUUAUUAGGCUACAAAUCUUAGCUAUUUCCGAAUUCUGAUAUGGGAAAAACAGCGAAAGAAUUAGACCUAUUCACAAAACUAAUCUCUGAAAAUCGAGUUGAAGCCUCAUAUAACCCUAUUGGAUAGACGGCGCAGGGUAAACAACAGGAAAAAGUCAAUUUUUUCGAAGGGAAUAUUUAUUGAGGUUCUCACUCCCCCCCCCCCCUUUCAAAGGAAAUUCUUAGGAGCCACAGAGGGGUCCCUAUAGGGUCCAUGAUGAUUCCCCUACAGGAACCACUUUGGCGCUUCUAAGUUAUCCAUUUUUCAAGUUUUGAACCACGAAAUUCGGACCAAAAUACAAAAAAGUCCUGUAGACAUGAUAGAAGCCUUUUCUUUCAUUACCAAGAUUUGAGAGCAUUUUUUUGUUUUUUCUGUCGAUUACGAAAUGAACCAAAAACUGAUUUUUGUCGUAAAAAAGUCUGAUAUUUCAUCGAAGAAAAUUAGGUCUUUGGACCGGCCGUAUUGUAGGAAAAAAGGAAAAAAAGAACAUUAUGAAUAUAGUCUGUGGGCCACGACUUAAAAUUUCGCUGAACGACGUUCCGCUGUUCCGCUGCGUGCGGUCGCGAAGCGUCUUUCGAAUCUAGGUCACGUUUUCAAUUGAUUGAUAUCGCUCUGGCAACACAUGAAAGUAGAGUACCUUAAUAGAAGAAAAAAACAAAUUAAAAGCGCGUCCAAGGUUUGCAAAGGCGCGCAGCGGCACAGCGGAAUGUCGUUGGGUGAAAUUCCAAGUCGUGGUACACAGUAGUGUUCUAAAAUUUGACCGUUCAGUUUUUCGAACGGUUUUAACAUGUCAUUUUUCUGACCGUUCGUUUGACCGACCAGUUUCUGAAAUUUACGCAACCGACCGACCAUUUUUGAAGUGACAUUUCGAAUGGUCAAAAACCAACAUGUCACUCUGAAGUGACAUGUUAAAAUGUUGAAACUUCAACCGUUCGACCAAUGACCAUUUAUUAUGACACGUUGAAAAAAUAUUGGUCGAACGGUCAAUUUUCGAAACUAUAAUACACAGGCUAUAUUUGUCUCGCUCAGGUAGCCGACGAGCUGCUGAAAGACGCCUCGGAACUGCGGCGGCCGUCGGCGAGCAUCGACUCGAACUGCCGGACCUCGAACGCCACGCAAACCCUUAAUUGCGAUGAACAACCCGUCGCGAUUCGUGAGUCAUCGACGAAAAUGGAAAAAACGAGAGAAUCGAGCCGAGCUCUUCCGCGAUGUCUCGUGGGAGUUGGCGGCUCAUUUGGCCACGAAAUUCAACUCUACCCGAAGGAACAUGAGCGCCUUUGAGCCCUUAAAAUUUAUGGGGCACACGUUUCCAGCUCAUUUCCAGCUGAGGUUACCGCCGAGAAAUGAGAGAGCUUCUAGAAAUUUUGGGGCGAUUUUUCGAGAAUUUCCUGGAAAAAAUGUUGAAUUUUUCCCUUGAUGCUGUAGUAAAGCCAGAAAGCUUGCAGAAUAUUGGGUGGAUUUUUUAAUAGAUUUCUCAAAAAGGCUGAAAAGCUUAGGAACGUCAGAGUGGUCUCUAUAGAGGCCGCUGUAGGGCACAAAAAGGGCUCCCUAGGGGGUAAAGUUCAAGUCGCCCCUAUAGGGGUGUAGGAAUUCCUGAAACUUAACUGGUACCUAUAGCGAUUUUUUUGAAUAUUCAAAAAGCGCCGAUUUGAUGAGUUUUUCAAAUAGUUUUUAUAACUAUAGUGGCCCUUAUAGGAAGUGGUGAAGCGGCCCCUAGAGGGGGAAUUUGGGGGUUGCCCCUCUAGGGACCACUUUGGCGAUUUCAAGAAUGGUAUCUAAUUUUCGUUCUUGAGAAUAAAGCUUUGCAGUUUUUCAGGUUUUCAACCUUUUCAAUAACCUUUCAAAAUAUCAAAAACUUUUCAAUUUUUUAUUUUUUAUACGUAGAAAAUUUAGAGAGCUGUGCUAUUUCAUGCAAGAAACUUGGUACAAAAAGCUUCAAAAAUUUAAAUAUUUAUAUAUUUAAUUCAAUUAAGUGAUUAUAAUUGAACAAACCCGCAAAAUCUACUCAAAUGGGGUUGGAUUUUAAAAAUUUGUUUGAAAUGGUCAUUUUGGGACGGGAAAUAUUUCAAAGUUAUUUAAAAAAUUCAAUCUCAUUCUUUUUUGUUGCUCAAAUGAGAUCAAGAAAGCUAAGUUUCUCAUAAAUUCCCAUUUUUCCAUUCAAUUCCCUACUUUUUCGAGCCAAAAAUAGGAACGAAUUGUUGGUUUGAUGGCUCUCAUAAACAACAAAAAGAACACCGGAAGAAACGGCCGGAAAUGGAGGGAAUUUUCUUGAAUUUCUAAGCUCAAAAUAACAUGUGAGGGAAUGGACACUCGUUUUUUGCAGAAAAACAAAAAUCAUUGAGUUUUUGAGUCAAAAGAAAAAGGAUUAUAGUUGAAAUUUUAAUGGAAUUAUUUGAAAAGUUCUGAAUUUCGUUGGUUUUUUUUUCUAAUUGCUUCAGUUUCUGUUAAACUGAGAAAAACUACAGUAACGUUAGGAGCUCGAAAGUAGUCCCUCUAGGGGCACGAAAGCUUCAAAAGUGGUCACUAUAGGGAGGUUUUUUUAUUUUUCAAAACAAAAAAUGAAUAUAAAAUAAAACGACCCCUAUAGGGACCACUUAGGGGACAUUAAAACUCUCUAGAGACCACCUAAACGUUAGCCCUAUAGGGGCCACUAUUUUGUCCCGUAUAGUGGCUGUUGUCCAACCAAACCCCUCUAGGGACCACUCUGGCGUAUCUUAAAUGCGCAAAUUCGAAUGGGAAAAUUUUCAGUGGCCACUAUAGGGUUUUGACGUUUUAGUGGCAACUUAAGGGGUCUAAAGGCUACUACUAAAUCUCUAAAAAUUUUAGGGGCCACUUCAGGGGUCAAUGGAUCAACAUAACUGGUCCAAUCUGUCUGUUUUGAAAUUAUCAGAGUUACUGAAAGGAAUACUGGAUGAAAAACUUCUGAAGUGGCCACUAAAUAGAUAACCUCUCUAGUGGCCACAAAAACGGAAAAUAGUGGCCAGUAUAGAGGUGAGUUUAGCGGCCACUUUAGUGUCCUAUCCAAGUAGUCUCUAGCCUUAAUAGUGGCCACUAAACUAAAAAUUUUCCCAGGGAUUCAAGAUAUUUAGAGGAUGAUUGAAACGAUGAAAAUUCAGAAGCGAUGCCGAAAUCCGUCCCGGACUACCGAAAAUUCCGACCCUUCACCAUGAAUCUGAUGACGGACGUCUCGAUUUUGUUCGCUGAUAUCGCCGGCUUCACGAAAAUGUCCUCGAAUAAAUCAGCCGACGAGCUUGUGAACCUUCUCAAUGACUUGUUUGGAAGGUAGGUUCUGGAAAGAAACGAAAAUGGAGGGAAAUAGCCCCUGAGGAAAAAGUUAUAAAGAAGGAUUUUUUUCGAAAUAUAAAUAUUUCUUGUAGAAGCAAACCUACGUUGCGCCUUUAAUAACGCUCCAGGAAGAAUUUUUGAAAGGGAAAAAAGUUAGAUUUAGAUGGAAAUUUUUCAUGCAGCCUUUCUUUCACUUCCGGCUUGAGAGGAAAAUUUGAAGGAGACUUUUUUUCAAAAAAUGAAAAUUUUCUUAUCAAGGAAGAAGCUUUAUACAAUUACAUGCAUUUAUGACUUUCAGGGGAUCAAAAAAGCUUACAAAAAAAAUAAGUCAAUAAAAGUUGAUUCAUCUGCGCCUUGAGAUGGCUCUUUAAAGGUGCAUUCAAGCUUCCCAGAAAUAUUCUCGAAAAUUGAGCGAAUAAGAAGAUAUCCUACAGUAACCAGCGAUGUGAUUUCAAGUGAUUUUGGCCAAAUUCGAAUUUAUCUGUGACCCUCCAAAGUUUAGUUAUCUUUUUCACUCUGUGACGGCUAUUUUGAGUCUCGCGGGAUCACUUUGAGCACGUCAUCAAUUUUUAAAGCAAAAAAGAAGAAAAAAAGAAUAUUUUUAGAAGUUUGAGAAUCUUACUUUAUUCUUUCAGACUCUCAUUAUUUAUUCUUUUUUUUUAACGCGAUGCUUCUAGGUAAAAAACAAAGACAAUUCAUAAAGUUUCAGUUGAGUCGAUUUUUUUCGAAAUUAAUUUUUCAGGUUCGACACGCUUUGCCGGAUCUGUGGACUCGAGAAGAUUAGUACUCUCGGUGAGAUUUUUGAGUUGAUUUGAUCAAUCAAUCGAUAAAAUUUUUCUUCUUUUCACGGCUUGAGUGGCUCAAAGUCCUUAUAUCAGUGAUAAUCGGUAGAAUGGCUCUAGUGUAUCCGACUUUGUGUUAGAAAUCAUGAAGCCGUGGGGUCCUACUUUCAAAAUUUCUUAAAAUCCUUGGUUGGGUCGCGACGGGGAUCGAACUCGUGACCCUUUGGACCGCAGACAAGCACAUAACCUGCUGCGCCACGGCGUGCGAAUCGUUCAAACAAUCAAAAAAGGACUUUCCAGGAGAUUGCUACUACUGUGUGGCCGGAUGUCCGGAGCCUUGUGAAGAUCACGCCUGCAGGACGGUUGAAAUGGGCUUGGAAAUGAUCGGUGAGCUAUUUUAUCAGGAUUUUUGA